This is a messenger RNA of Centropristis striata (black sea bass), 2852 nucleotides long. RefSeq names its product ras-related protein Rab-8A. The record is from RefSeq and is a predicted model, not a curated record. NCBI's taxonomy places the organism in Eukaryota, Metazoa, Chordata, Actinopteri, Perciformes, Serranidae. Gene Ontology annotation, biological process: protein secretion; Golgi vesicle fusion to target membrane; neurotransmitter receptor transport to postsynaptic membrane. Gene Ontology annotation, molecular function: GTP binding; GTPase activity. The transcript has 8 exons. Bases 54 to 674 code for a protein of 206 amino acids. Gene Ontology annotation, cellular component: plasma membrane; synaptic vesicle; dendritic spine.
GUCUCUGUCUCCACAGCGGGCGGGAUAUCCGCAUUAGUAAGAUAGCUAAUAACAUGGCGAAGACUUACGAUUACUUGUUUAAACUACUUUUAAUCGGCGAUUCAGGCGUCGGGAAGACCUGUGUGCUAUUCAGAUUUUCAGAAGAUGCCUUCAACUCAACGUUUAUCUCCACUAUAGGUAUUGAUUUCAAGAUCAGAACAAUAGAAUUAGAUGGAAAGAAGAUCAAGCUACAGAUAUGGGAUACAGCAGGACAAGAGAGGUUCAGGACCAUCACAACAGCAUACUACAGAGGAGCAAUGGGCAUUAUGUUAGUGUAUGACAUUACCAAUGAGAAGUCCUUUGACAACAUCAAGAACUGGAUACGGAAUAUAGAAGAGCAUGCCUCAGCAGAUGUGGAGAGGAUGGUCCUUGGGAACAAAUGUGACGUCAAUGACAAGCGACAGGUGUCCAAAGACAGAGGAGAGAAGCUGGCGCUAGAGUACGGUAUCAAGUUCAUGGAGACCAGUGCAAAGGCGAACAUCAAUGUUGAGAAUGCCUUCAUGACCCUUGCCAGAGACAUUAAAGCAAAGAUGGACAAGAAGCUGGAGGGCAAUAACCCACAGGGCAGCAGUCAAGGAGUAAAGAUUACAGAACAACCCAAGAAGAGCAGUUUCUUCCGCUGCACGCUCCUGUGAGGAGACGGGAGUCUCGGCAUCCACCAUCGCCUUAACUGUGUCCCCCACUGGACAGAACUGGACAGAGCACACUCUGAGUUUUCUUCACUUCUCUUCCUGCUUCUCUUUAUCUCUGUUCGGAAAGUUUAUCGCACUCUUGGUUCCCUCGACAACUGUGAAUCUAACUACUGUGGCCUCUGUUAGAUGCUAACUCUUUUUUUUUUUUUUAUGGUUGCUCAUUAGAUUCCAACUUAAACCCUUUAGAUUUUAUUGACUUUUAAAGACUGCCUCCUCGUGAGACAAUAGAGACGAUCAAACCUGUCUGAUUCCUAGAUUUCACCUCUUGUUGGUGUCACUUGGUGAGGUCCUAAUUAUUCGAUUCUUAUCACUAAAAGUAGCCUAAACUAUACUUCCACGAAAGGCUUUCUGGUCCAAUGGGCUUCCUAAUUUUGAAUAUACUCCAUAUGUUGAAUAAUGUGAUAUAGUUAUCCACGGGGAUGAGAGUACAGGCCACAUUUGUGUACUGACUGGUUGGCUUAGACUUUUAUAUAUCCACAUUAGGUAAAGGCAACAUGUAAAUAUAUAUCACUGAUUAUGAGUCACCAUUUGAAAGGGUAGUGCCAGCGCAUUUUACUCAUCAUAUCAACAUUGGGGUUAACAUGUCCAUCUUUUCUACUGGUGUCUUUCUUUAUUUCUUAGGCUGAAACAUUCCUCUUGUGAACACUUUAAUGUGCAAUGUAAUGUGUAUGUGGCCCAGAUUUUCUUAAGUAUUCACACAGUUGCAGUAAGACUGGGUUCUUGGCAAAUUAUACUUGUUUUAAGGGCACACCGAUUCCUUUUGUAGUUGCUUGUCUUAUCAUUUUAGGUAUUGCAAUUUCUAUGGUUAAGAUGAGAGGUGAUUGGUGGGAGGUAGAUGUUUUUUUGAUGCACUUGUGCUGGUCGACGAGCAAUACCUAACUUUGACACCUGGAGGCAAUACAGUUCCACAGUGGUGGGACAGAAGGAAUCACAGCAAUGUUGUUUAUGCAUUCAUACGUCUUCUUGUUGUUAGUUCCAAUGGGGGAACAUGUACACAGCCGUUUUCUGGGCCUUGGAUGGGAGCUGUGCUGUAGCAGUAUUUAUGGAGUUAAACAAAACAUAGCACCAAAAUGACAAAGUGCCCUUUUAUGUUCUUAUUGAUUAUUAUGCACUUUUCCUUUUGUUCUUUCUGUAAAAAACGUUCUUAACAUGUGUUGACUGUGUUUAACUGAAAAGCAAAGAAUAUUCAUGCACAAGUUUUCCAUGUACCCUAUCUGGGCUUCCUAAAGACAUCUGAGCACUGAAACCUUGUCUUUUAAGUUCGUAUAAUGAAAAUAUACAGCAGGCCUUUGAUUUAGAGAUGUUUUCCCCCAGUACAACAUUCCAAUUAAUUGAUAUUUCUCUUUUUCCAGCUUUUUAUGCAUUCCCAUUCCCAUUGAUGCUUUUGGAACCCCAGAUGCACCCAUCCCUCACCCACCUAGUCUCUCUCUUGUUCCCCCCCUCUCUCCAGUUACCCCAUGUCUUGUUUUGGCCCAGUAUUAUGGCCAUCUGAACUAUGCAUUCUGGGUGCGUAGAAAACCUCAAAAAGCUUUGCACAUUUGACUUGACAAGCUUUAUUUGAGAUUAGAAAUGUGCAAAGGAUUCUUGCUGUUUUAUUUUCUGCUGUCACUCCAAAUUCUAUUGUAUUUGUUCGAGCUGUUCAGACGUAAGAAUAGGAAAUUUAUUGAAAACUGACAAAAAUCCCCUCUGACGUUUCACAGCGAGAGGAAAUUAUUUCUAGCAGUGGUGAGUCAUUUAAUUGAAUCUGUAACUGCGUCGGUGUUAACCUGUGGAUUUAUAUCGUUAACAUGGUUGGACUUUUGGCACAAUUUUGGUUGAACUGGCUCUUAGAUUAGGUCAAAUCAUGACUUGAAUUUGAAUUCAAUCUGUAAAAUGAGCUUAAUUCUUUUGAUUCUCCCCAACUAUGAAUUUGUCAGGUCUCUGUUGACAUAUCUUCAGCAUUCCCUAACUAAAUUUGGAUUUCGUUGCUGAUUGAUGUAUUUCAUGGGGAAUCAACUAAAUAAUUCAGCAAUUGUAAAUAAGAUCUACAAUGAUUGUACUGAAGGUUCAUAAAUCUUAUUGAUCUACACGUUUUGUAGAUAUGUUUUGAUGAUUUAUUAAAAAUGAGAUUCUUAAAAAAUA